Xyrichtys novacula (pearly razorfish) is the source of this 3407-nucleotide messenger RNA. The record is from the annotation of a GenBank genome assembly. NCBI's taxonomy places the organism in Eukaryota, Metazoa, Chordata, Actinopteri, Labriformes, Labridae.
AUGUCAGAGGAGAAGGGCACCAUCAAGGUCAACAUUUUCCUAAUGGAAAAGGAUUGUCACAGCUGUAUGCCAAAGAAAAGACAAGAUCCAAUAUUCACAUACAGCAUUAAAAUAUACACAUUUUAAACACACCCUAAAGCAACCACAUGAAGUUCUCCAAAAUCCAACAGAAUAUUUUCCAAGUUGAAACAGAAGAUAGACAUGCAUAAAAAUGUGCUUCAUAAACUUGUCAGUCAUAUAAGUGAAGACAAAGCUGUAAACCUCAACAUGCUCUCCAGGCAAUCUCACAUAAACCUGUAACCGUUCAGUGUGAAAUAUGAAUUUCAUAGUAAGCAAAGUCACCUCACAUCAAAGAAGUGUCCUUGAUGUGUUACAGCUGUGGUGUUUGGCUGUUUUCUUAGUCCAAAGACGUUAUAGUGAACUUGGUUAUAAAACAUCCAUGAACAUAAACUGCUUAGACUCCAGCCUGUCUGCCAGCCUGAAAAACAAAAUACAGGUUCGUUGUGUAGGUUGAACCUUAGAUGAUGGUGUGUAUAUCUACACAAAACUAAGACACACCUCUAAAUUGUGAUAUUUCACACAAAACUGAGAUAGUGCUUGAAUCAGUUCUUGCCCUGAUUUAAAAAAAAAUGGCAGAUAUUCUGAGACCUUCUUAUUGGCCUAUAUGCCUGCAUGCUUCUCUCCAUUAUUUGAGCAAACGAGAGUCAAGGGGCAUAAAGUUUUCAUUUUACUUACACAAAUAUUCACAUUCUUGAAUGCAAGGGGUUAAAACUUACAGUUUAAAGAUAACUUUUUGAUCCAGUGGCAUUGGUGUGUAUAUUUUCAAUAAAAUGUCUCAAUAACUACUGGGUUGAUUGCCAUUAAAGUUUUGAGAAAAUACAAUUUAUUUGGUGGUUUGCGCCUCUUUUUUUGUACUGUAUUUAGAGCAGUCUGUUUUAUUAUUAUUAUUAUUAUUAGUAGUAGUAGUAGUAGUAGUAUUAUUGUUGUUGUUGUUGUUGUUGUAUUUUAUUUUUUAUUAUUUUUAUUAAUUAAUUAAUUAAUAUAUUUAUUUAUUUUUAUUUUUUCAAAAUACACUAAGAACAAUGUCAGCCUCAGUUAUAUUCAGAGGCCUUCAGCACAUCCAGCUGAGACGUUAAUAUUAGCAGACAGGACAGACUUAUUGAGCUCACGCGCAGGGCUUUGGCCGUAAAUCCCAAUGACCGUCCAAUAAUUUUUCACUGAGUGGUGGGCGGAGCCAUAAAUUCAGCUCUUAGAGACGCUUGAAAAGACAAUGUCGCACUAUGUCUACAUAACAUAACCUACACAUGUCUUUCUAACAGCCAACUAUAGAGUCUCCUACAACAUAAGGAGGGACACGACGUCGUUGUAAGGGAGGGACACAUUUCGUUAAUAGACGAUAUUUGUUGUUGGGCAAGUAUAAAUCCUAAUCGGCAGGUUAUUUAUUCCUCUUUUAAUUUCUUAUCAUUUGAUGGAUAUUCAACUGUUGGUGUAGUUUCCUGUUUAACACUGGACUAUUUUCUCUCUUUUUCUCUUUUGUUUCUUUCUUCAAGGCUGAGCAAUGUCUGAUGAGUAAGUUCUGUCAUCAUCAUUUAUCUGGACUGUGAAGGAGCUUUUUUUGUCUCAGAAUAAUCACAUUAUCUUUUACUGGUUUAUGUAUUUUCAAUUUCUUUGGUCCAACAACCUCAACAUGCCAUCUCAGUGAUGUAAGUCACUGCCUAUAUGUCUUUAAACUUUAUCUGAACCAAAUAAAACAUGUAAAAUCAAUUCAAGUUUAGUGUGAAAUGUAUUUAAAAUGCAUUGUCUUCAUUUAUCUCUACCUAGUACACACCACCACCCUCGGGCAACAAGAUAGUACCAAAGGUAAGUAAAGGUACACUUGUUUAAAUUGAAAAUGUGAAAUAAAACCUUUAUUAUGGCAGCUUGUGCUUGCAUAGGAAUGAAAGCAGCUGUUUACCAAGGUCAACAGCUAUCCUGAGGGAGAAUAAUUCAUAUUAACAUCUUUCUGCUUUAUUUUUUUAAAUUAGAAUUUGAUGAAUAUGCUGAUUCUUUGGUUUUGUAGCACCUAGAGUUCCCGAUGUUUGUUGGAAUGUGUUGUUCAGCAUCAGAGUGGGGAUGUGGGCAUCGCAGUAUCUGUUUGUUAAUGAUGAAAUGGAAAGAUAAAAUGAGAACAUAUGGGGGCUGUGACCAAGUAAGCAGGUUUUUUCACUAAUGUGAAGAUGGGUGGUGUGAUUCCAGGCUCUGCAUAUCUUUGUUUCCUUAGGCAAACUGGGCACAGCUGGGCAAGAACUUUUACAUGUUUUAUAUUUUAGAUAAAACUAGCGAUUUAUCUAUCAACGUAUUAUGAUUUAUUAUCAUUAUUAUUUUUGCUUCAUGUUAAAAGAUGAAUAACGUGUAUUUUGUAUGAUUCCAGCCAAAAUGCAAGAUUUCAGCCUCACGCAAGCUUUCGUUGAAGGUAACUUGAUGAGAACAUUCUAAAUAUACACAUAUACACACUUAUGAACUUAAACGCACUUGGUUAACUUGUUAACUUUUUUUCCUGAAUACUGCUGAAUUGAUUUAAGGAUUAUUGAACCACUAACCCUGCACUGCUUUUCUCUUUGAUCUCUUGGACUUCAUCAGAUCCUCCUGCUGGCUCGUGCAACAGAAGAGCUAGAGGCAGAGAAGGUUGCAAGAGAGGAAGAGAAGGUUCGCUAUCUGGGGGAAAAACUUCCACCCCUGCAGCUCACCGGCUUAAAUGUGGAUGAAUUGCAGGUAGGAAGAAAAAUAAACUCAGACCAGAAAAGCAGGGAUGGCCAUGACCUUAUAACAAAACCAUAUGGCAUUCAUGAUGUUUUUUGUUUUCUAGAAUGUGUGUAAGCAGAUGCACUCACAGAUUGAUAUGGUGGAUGAGGAGCGUUACGACUGUGAAGCCAAAGUCAUCAAGAACUUCAGAGAUGUAUGCCGUGGCCCAGACAACUUUUUUUUUUUUAAAUGUGCAGAAAUGUACAAUGAAAAAUGGAGAGUUAUUCAUUAUCAAAAGUUACCAACUGAGUUUUCACUUCUCUAGAUCAAUGAGCUGAAUUUAAAAGUGAGGGACCUUGGUGGGAAGUUCAAGAAGCCAGCUCUGAGAAAAGUGAGAGUUUCUGCAGAUGAGAUGAUGAGAGCUCUCUUUAGCUGCAAAACCAAAGAAUCCAUGGAUCUGAGGGGAAACCUUAAAUCUGUGAAGAAAGAGGACAUCAAACAAGAGAAGGUACAGCUUUUGCAGAAGAAAUAUAUUUACAAAUAUUUAAAAAAAAAUGCAAACGCACAAACUUUAAUAUUUGUGUUUGUCUCAUCUUUAGGAGCUGAACAUGGAGGUUGGGGACUGGCGUAAGAACGUGGAGGCCAUGACUGAUAUGAAGGGCAGGAAGAAGAUGUUUGAUGCAUAA